Molecule: messenger RNA, 1810 nt
Organism: Arachis stenosperma
Lineage: Eukaryota; Viridiplantae; Streptophyta; Magnoliopsida; Fabales; Fabaceae
Product: serine carboxypeptidase-like 1
Exons: 14
Coding region: 62-1501 (479 amino acids)
Biological process (GO): secondary metabolic process; proteolysis
Molecular function (GO): serine-type carboxypeptidase activity; acyltransferase activity, transferring groups other than amino-acyl groups
Source: RefSeq, a predicted model, not a curated record
AUGGAUAAGGAAUAUGGAUAUAGAGAAGUGUGGUGCGGGAGAUUUAGCAUAGGAACUCAAAAUGGCACAGCUUAGUUUGCGUAAUUGUGGUAGUGGCGGCAGAAGCUCCUUGUCUCAAGUUUUAAUUGUCUUUGCACUUGUGUUAGAGAUCAUUUGCUCUUUUCAGCUUUCAACAUCUCACUCCAUAGUGCAAUCCCUUCCUGGAUUCCAAGGACCCCUUCCUUUUGUUCUUGAAACUGGGUAUGUGGGUGUAGGUGAAACUGAAGAGGAGCAAGAUGGUGAAGUCUUCUACUAUUUCAUUCACUCAGAGAACAACCCCAAAGAGGACCCUCUCCUUCUUUGGCUUACCGGUGGCCCUGGUUGCUCUGCUUUGUCUGGCCUUGUCUUUGAAGUAGGUCCUUUAUCAUUUAUAAACGAGGAAUACAAUGGGAGCUUGCCAAAUCUGGUUUUGAAGCCACAGUCAUGGACAAAGGUAAGCAGUGUUAUAUUCGUAGAUUUACCUGUGGGUGCUGGAUUCUCUUAUGCCAAAACAGAACGUGCUGUUCACCAAAGUACCCGGAAAGUAGUUCAAGAUGCUCAUCAAUUUAUUAGGAAGUGGCUAGUUGAUCAUCCGGAAUUUCAAUCAAAUGAAGUGUACAUUGCGGGUGAUUCAGUGUCUGGGCUUCCCAUUCCAGCAAUUGUUGAAGAAAUUUCAAAUGGAAAUGAAGGUGGCGUCCAGCCACAUAUAAAUCUCCAGGGGUACCUGCUGGGGAAUCCCUUUACAACAUUUACCGAAGAUAAUUAUGCAGUAGCAUUCAAUCAUGGCAUGGGACUCAUUUCUGAUGAAUUAUACGAGUCACUAAAUAGGAACUGUAAAGGAGAGUUCAUUAAUGUAAACCCCGGAAACAAAGCUUGUGUAAGAGACAUGGAAUCAUACAAGGAGACUAUUUCAGGAAUUUAUGUAUGCCACAUUUUGGAGCCUAACUGCGAGUUCGCCUUGCGUAACCCAUGGAGGAGGAGAUCUCUGACUCUAACUGAUCAGCUCCACAAGUUUCCGAUCCUUGCAGUCCCACCCUUAAGCUGUCGGAGUCAUGCAUAUUUACUAUGUACCUAUUGGGCCAAUUUUGAAGAUGUUCGCAAGGCACUAAACGUUCGAAAGGGUAGUAUAGGAAAUUGGCAGCGCUGUAACUAUGACAUACUUUACAAGCAUGAUAUUCGAAACAGCGUCCAAUAUCAUGAAAAUCUAAGCAGUAAAGGCUACCGUUCAUUAAUAUACAGUGGGGAUCAUGACAUGAUAGUUCCAUUCUUGGCGACCCAAGCGUGGAUUCGAUCUUUAAACUACACCAUCGUGGAUGAGUGGAGGCAAUGGUACGUCAAUGGUCAAGUUGCAGGAUAUACUAGGACUUAUUCAAAUCGGAUGACGUUUGCAACUGUGAAAGGUGGAGGACAUACAGCUACUGAGUACAAACCUGAAGAAUGUUUAGGCAUGUUCAUUAGGUGGAUAUCUAAAAGGCCAUUAUAGCAAUACCCAGCAGAGCCAAGGUGGUGGUGUACCUAUGCUAUGAAGAAUAAUCACUUUGUACAGUGAGUUUUAGAGACAAUCUAAAAUAAAAUAAUUUUUAACUUGGAAUGAUUAAGUGCUUUUUGUAAAUAAAUUAGCAUAUACAAUGGGAGUGGGACAAGUGAUUGAACAUGAAUGAAAACAAUUUGUGCUGGUUGUUCUCUGGCUUUUGUCUUUGGUUCCCAUAUAAUUGACACAUAACUAUGUAUUAAGUGUUUAAGCGUUUCUGUAAUUAGAAUUAGCAGAUGCAAUGGAACAAGUGAUUAAACA